AUGGCCAACUACCUGUGUAGACAUAUCGGGCAGGUGGGUCAGGAAAUCUUGGUCAGACAAUUGUGUACUAAGCACAGGCAGGUGGCUAGGGAAAUCUUCGUUGGACAACUGUGUACGGAGCACAGGUGGCUGGGGAAAUCAUCGUCGGACAUCUGUGUACUAAGAAGAGAUACACACAGAUAUCUAAAGGCAGCGGGGAAUUGGAAAAUUGGCCAACCACCUGUGGAGCAACUAGAACGGGGAAAUUGGCCAACCACCUGUGCAGUCAAAUCGGGCAGGUGGCUGGGGAAAUCUUUGCCGGACAACUUUGUACUGAGAACAAUUACAUGCAAAUAUCUAAAGCAAAUUGGGAACGGGGGAAACUGGCCAACCACCUGUGCAUUCAAAUCAGGCAAGUGGCUAGGGAAAUCAUUGUUGGGCACCUGCGUAGUAAGCAUUGGUACAAGCAGAUAUCGAAAGGCAACGGGAAAUUGGGAAAUUGGCCAACCACCUGUACAGUCAAAUCGGGCAGGUGGAUGGGGAAAUGUUGGUCGGACAAUUGUUAAAUGA
Molecule: messenger RNA, 549 nt
Organism: Prunus armeniaca (apricot)
Lineage: Eukaryota; Viridiplantae; Streptophyta; Magnoliopsida; Rosales; Rosaceae
Source: the annotation of a GenBank genome assembly